Molecule: messenger RNA, 2629 nt
Organism: Colossoma macropomum (tambaqui)
Lineage: Eukaryota; Metazoa; Chordata; Actinopteri; Characiformes; Serrasalmidae
Gene: sars2
Product: seryl-tRNA synthetase 2, mitochondrial
Exons: 16
Coding region: 471-2024 (517 amino acids)
Biological process (GO): mitochondrial seryl-tRNA aminoacylation
Cellular component (GO): mitochondrion
Molecular function (GO): tRNA binding; ATP binding; serine-tRNA ligase activity
Source: RefSeq, a predicted model, not a curated record
ACGAAUAUGUUUCCCAGUAGACAAAAAUAAAUAAUUUAUGUAUUAUGUUAUUUAGUCCAGCAGAUACCAUGUUUUAUAACAAUACUUUGUUUAAGUGUCCAGCCUCGGGACUGAGGGGGCUGGAGAGGUAACAGAUUCACUUCAGUAAAACCCGAUUCCACAUGGUCCGAAUCAUUUAAGAAACUCCUUUUCCUAUGUAGCGUUAGCUAUUUUCGUUUGAUUCUGCCUGACAGCCAUGAGAAGUGAAAAUCAACGAUAGCAGAUAGGAAAGGAUGUUUCAUAUAACUAUUUGGACGCAGUCGCGGAAGACGGGAGAAAACAUUUGACUUGUUAUUUGUGUCAACGAAGCGUUCGAUUCUUUUAAACGGACAGUUCGAAAGAAUCGAUUCGCAAAACUGAAUCGAACUACCCAUCCUACUCGUUUCGUCCCCAAUGCGGCUUCCGUGGUUGCUCUACGAAUCCCACCGAACAUGGCGUCCUCUGUGAGAGCCAUCCGCAGGUUCUCCGCGCUGUCUCUUCUGGCCUCAGUGGCGAGGCGUCGUUUCCGCGACGGACAGAAGACGUUAUGGCGACCGUGCUCGUCCGGCAGUGUGAGGAGCAGCCUGUGGGAGCAUGUGAGGGAGGGCUACAGCGACAAACCGGAACUGGACAUGAGGCCGGUGUGUGAGGAGACGGAGCGGCUGAUAACUGACCUGCAGAACAGGAAAGGAGAUCUGGGGACGGCUGAUGUGCGAACUAUCGUUUCAGUUUGGAAGCAGCUGCUGGAGGUGCAGAAGGAGAUAGAGGAGUUGGAGGAAAAGAAGAAAGUGGUCAGUGCCGCUGUUCGAGCUCUUGUGGAACAACAUGACAAAAAGGUUCUGGCUGAGCUGGCAGAGUACAGGACUGCAAGAGAAGAGGGUCGAGGGAUCAGAGCCAGGCUGAAUGAGUUAUAUCCACAACAGAGUGAUCUGGAGCAGCAGUACUAUUGCCGUGCCCUGAGGCUUCCCAACAGGACUCAUCCAGAUGUGCCCAUUGGAGAUGAGAGCAAGGCGAGGGUGGUUGAAAUGGUUGGGCAGAAAGCUGAGUUUGAUUUCAAACCCCGGGGCCACCUAGAAAUUGGGGAGAGACUGGACAUCAUAAGACAAAGACGCCUUGCCCAUGUAUCAGGUCAUAGAUCGUACUAUCUACGGGGAGCAGGAGCCAGACUUCAGACUGCCUUGCAAAACUUUGCUUUGGAUCUCCUUCAGAAAAGGGGUUUUAUUCCCAUGGUCGUUCCAGAUAUGCUGAAAGGAGUCGUGUUUGAGGGCUGUGGGAUGCAACCUCAUGCUCAUCGCUCACAGGUGUACUCUUUGGACCCUACCCGCUUUCCUGACCUUAAUCUGGCUGGCACAGGGGAAGUUGGUAUAGCAGGUUACUUUAUGGACCAUGCUGUAAAUUUAAAGGAUGUACCUGUCAGGACAGUUUGCAGUAGCACGUGUUACCGGGCUGAAACAGACACUGGCCGAGAGACUUGGGGGCUCUACAGGGUUCAUCACUUUAACAAGGUGGAGAUGUUUGGUGUGACGGCAGAUGAGACGGGUGACGAGAGUUCUCAGCUGUUAGAUGAAUUCGUGUCAUUACAGAAGGAGAUUUUCUCUUCCCUCAAGCUCCAUUACAGGGUUUUGGACAUGCCCACAGAAGAGCUUGGACCACCAGCCUUCAGGAAGUAUGAUAUUGAAGCUUGGAUGCCAGGCCGUGGCAGCUUUGGCGAGAUCUCCAGUGCAUCAAACUGCACUGACUAUCAGAGCCGGCGACUUAAUAUCUUCUACGAGAGAGAUGAUGGCAGUCUGAAGUACGCUCACACGGUGAAUGCUACAGCAUGUGCUAUUCCACGUACUAUUAUUGCAAUUUUGGAGACUCAUCAAACAAAGGAAGGAACAGUGCGGGUUCCAGAUGCCUUGCAGCCAUACCUAGGGUUGGAGGUGAUUGAAAAGCCCAAAUACACUCCCUUGAAAUACAUUGGACCAAAUCAGCCCAACCGUCCACCUCGUUCCCAGCAGCAUUAAUAUGGCAGCCAUGUUCAAAUUCAUAUGUCAGCAAAUUCCGAUCAUGACACAGUGGUAGCCUCAGCACUGACUUUUCUAAAGAAGAGUACAAGGCCUUAGCUUAUGCCCUGUAUGUUGCCAGAUUCAGCUUAUUGUUUCCGUUUGGAAACUCGAAAGCAAAGCUGACAGCUGAAUCAUGUAACGUAUGAAGUUUUAAGGCUAUUUCUUGUACAUAUGAGAUGAGAACACAGUUGUGAUGUGGUGAUGAGGUCCUUGAAUGUUACAAGUCUAAUGUACGAAUGAUUUUUAUUCAUAAUAAGAGGUGUGAAUCUCCUUCAGACCUACAGUCCAGCUCUGGAUACUGUCUAGAGGAAAUCAUUGUGUGGACCUUACAGAUCACCUUUUGUUAUAAAAAGGGUGACAAACUCCUGGACAUUCUGUCUUUUGUUCUUACUUUGAAGAUACUACUAAUGCCAGUAUGGAUUAAAACCUGCAGAAAGAGCUUGUGUUUGUAUCAUUAUGCAAGUAUGAUUACACUGAGCAAGUGUGGAUGAACUGCAGUCAUGAAGAGAUGAACUUGGUUAGUAAACAUGUUCAAAUACAGUACUUGGCAUAAAUGAGCAGUC